Molecule: messenger RNA, 1494 nt
Organism: Botrytis byssoidea
Lineage: Eukaryota; Fungi; Ascomycota; Leotiomycetes; Helotiales; Sclerotiniaceae
Exons: 5
Coding region: 1-1494 (497 amino acids)
Source: RefSeq, a predicted model, not a curated record
AUGCAACGAAAAUUUCCAAGGCUUUAUGGCAGCCGUGCCAUCGACGCACCUUAUCGAAGAUUAGAGGUUCUGCUUAUUAGUAGCACCUCCCACAACCUGGCCAUGCACUCAGAGGAAGUCAAAGCAGCUAUCUGCAGCCCGCCAUGUACUUGUGCCGAUUGUGAACAAGGCUACUAUACAUGCGAAGAGCAAAUGCAUCCUGGCUGGUUUUAUCGACGCUCACUUUCCAGCGAUGAAGCCAAACAAAUUGCUGCUUCAUACAUCAACGUUAUACAACGAGAUCGCGAAUAUUUAAUGGAUAGCCUCGCGAAGUAUGGGAAUAUCAUUGUUAGUCGAUGGAAGAAGAAGAGUCAAGACAAACGUCAGGCGCUGCUACUUGAAGCCAUUCCAAAUUUGUGCAAGAAGAGGUGGAUCAUCCCACGUCAUGGUUUCACCCCUGAAGGCAAAGAGAUCCCGCCCAUUAAUAGCGAUGGUCAAAUGGAACUGCGCUCUCUCGAAACUCGCAAUCACCUCCUCCUAAAUUGGUUGGAUUUAGAAGUCCUCAAAACUAACCCCGCUGUUCUUUUUGCCUUGCUGCAUAAUCGAACGGCGUAUGCUCCUCAGGACUGGGCUUCGUUCGAUUCACGACAAAUAUAUAGUCCUUUUCUGUGUCCACACUUCGACGUUGACUUUUCUGCCAAAUGUAUUGCGAUGUAUGGUCUCAGAAUCCUUCAAGCCAUCGAAUCAUGCUGGAGGUGGGGCUGGGUAAAGAAUGAAUGCGAACGUGUCAAAUCAAUUCAUGAUCGAUUUCGAGACAAUAUUGCACAAGGCGAAGAUCUUCCGUCAAGAUAUGACAAAGCGUUGAGCGCAUUGGAACUCUUGGUGGUGAAUGACGUUAACCGUCGUGGCGCUCUUCUUGGAAGCACAACCCCACAACAGCCUGGAUUCUCUCAUCGUUAUCUAGCAAAAAGAGAGGCCCAAAAGCAAGGACCUGAUAUCAUCGAGUGGCGACGGAAAGAUGGCCUACUUUCAGAUGCAAAACAUAUGUUCGAAAACGAUCCUUUAGAUUAUUGUCUAUUUCAACUGCAAGCCAGACCGGACAUUCAACAAAAGCAAAACACAUGGCCAAAAGAAGUAUCCAUAGAUCAUGCAUUGUUAUUUUCGAUUUUAGAGGAUCACCUGGCUAAAAGCAAUAUCAAAGAAAAGUCUCGCCUAGACGAGGUCUUAUCAAAUCUCCUCUCAGAUCUAGCAACUUCUCAUGAAAUGUUGGCUGCCAUUCGUUUACAUCGACCCCUAAGUAGACCUAGAACUUUGGAUGAGGUGCUACAGUCAGAAAGCGAAAAACUUGGAGGGCCUUUAAUGAAAGCACUGGAAGCAUUCUGGCAGGGCAUCAGGAAGGACAGUUUGAUGGUUUGGAAACAGAAUGGUUUUACCGAAGACGAGGCAAUUGAAGAGAUUGAGUAUAUCAGUGCCACCACUACUCAAGAAUACCUAAGUGCCACCCAGGCCGAGUAA